This is a messenger RNA of Striga asiatica, 1476 nucleotides long. The record is from the annotation of a GenBank genome assembly. NCBI's taxonomy places the organism in Eukaryota, Viridiplantae, Streptophyta, Magnoliopsida, Lamiales, Orobanchaceae.
CAGCGGGGACAAUCAAAUCUCCUUCAAUGCACACCACAUAUUAUUUGACGUUCGCAACAAGUAAAAACCAUUGCAAAACAGCCAGCGGAAUAUCUGUUCCUCCAAUCUUGAAGAAAAACGGCCAAUGGGAACAACUGUGAUCGACUCACAUUUCUUGGCCCUCACUGCAAUUGUAACUGUUGCUUAUCAAUUAAUCUUCUUCGUCAUCACCGCUCUUCUUAGAUUCGACAAGGUCACCGACUUUGCAGCAUGGACCAAUGUGAACUAUGACGCAAGAAAUGGGGACGUAUCAAUUGGUGAUAUUGGAGCCAUUGAUUGGGAGAGGGUUCAAAUAUUAAAAGAUAAAUUGGAAAUAGUAAUGAGUAGCACAAAUUUCGUUCUACUAGCAGUGUUGACCUUGGUUGUGAAGGGAUCAUGGCAUUUUCGACAGGUGGUUUUGUCUGUACUCGUAGUCAUCUGGGGUCUUCGUCUAGGCCUGUUUCUAUUAAUGAGGAUACUGCGCUGGGGUGAGGACCGUCGCUUUGACGAAAUGCGCGACAAUUUGGGGAAAUUGGCUGUUUUUUGGGUUUUUCAGGCUGUGUGGGUAUGGACUGUGAGUUUACCUGUAACAGUUGUUAACGCAAGUGAUCGAGACCCUUCUAUUCAAGUUGUGGAUAUCAUAGGAUGGAUAAUGUGGGCUUUAGGCAUUUUUGUUGAAGCAACUGCUGACCAGCAAAAAUUAACAUUUAAGAAUUCGCCAGAGAAUAGGGGGAAAUGGUGCAAUGUUGGACUCUGGAAGUUUUCUCGCCAUCCCAAUUACUUCGGCGAGAUUUUUCUGUGGUGGGGAAUAUUUGUGGCCGCUACACCUGUACUCGAAAAUGCAGAGUGGCUCGUCAUCCUUGGACCAUUAUUUCUUACAUUAUUACUUCUUUUUGUCAGUGGCAUACCACUCCUCGAGAUAUGCACUCUUCACUUAAAAAUCUUACUCCUGCAGGAGUCGGCUGACAAAAAGUAUGGAAAUGUUCCUGCAUACAGACAUUAUAAAAAAACAACAAGUCCUCUCUUACUUCUUCCACCGGCACUGUAUGGCAACUUGCCUGCAUGGUUUAAAGCAACAUUUUUAUUCGAGUUUCCUUUCUACAGUAAGAGUCUUCCCCAAGAGAACUGGAAUAGAAGAAGUCAGCAAAGGACCAAAGCACUGAAGAUUAUUAAUUAAUGAGUCUGAAGAAUCCAUCAUUUCUGUUGUGAUUGUAUUGUACUAUGAUCGUUGGAACUUAUCAGAGAACCUUCAUAUCCCUUUCACGUUUCCGUAUAUUAAUUGAAUUUGUUAUUUCUUUAGGAAGUGCUAACCGCUGCUCAUUGCUUAAAUUCAAUUACACCAAAAGUUGAAUCUUCAUUGAUCGAAACCUGCGGUUGAUGGACUUUAAAUUUUCUAAAUAUCAUGUUAUUUGCUUGCUCAACUAGGAUUAGUCACCCUAAUUAGUUGUUACUGUCUCG